GACGCGUAGGAAGCUAUUGGCGCUCCAUUGUCAUUCUCUUUUCGAUCGUGUUUGACGUUGACGAGCUCCAGUUGCGGGUAUUCAAUACCUUUUCGUGGGAAAAACGAUUACGAACAAAAUACGGCGUAGUUUUCGAGGCUGAACGCGACGUCGAGGACAUCGUUGUGAGUGUAGUACCGCGAAAGGUUGGUGUAGCCGAGGCCUUUUCGUAUCUAACGCGUGCUGACUUUCUGCACUUACCUGAGCACCAGAGGACAACAGGGUACUGGGACCGCGAGCAUGACGGCCUUGAUCUACACAGCUACCAUUUCAACGAUAUUCAAGCUCUCGUAGAAAGAAGUGAAGGAGUGCCGGCCUCUUCUUCUCGGAGUAGUAUUGCUUCUUCAUCGCGAGAAGCUGUAGCUGUCGUUAGUGCAGUAGAGGCAG
Molecule: messenger RNA, 426 nt
Organism: Amoebophrya sp. A25
Lineage: Eukaryota; Dinophyceae; Syndiniales; Amoebophryaceae
Source: the annotation of a GenBank genome assembly